Messenger RNA from Pseudonaja textilis, 8408 nucleotides. RefSeq names its product kinesin family member 13B (gene KIF13B). The record is from RefSeq and is a predicted model, not a curated record. Gene Ontology annotation, molecular function: microtubule binding; microtubule motor activity; ATP binding. NCBI's taxonomy places the organism in Eukaryota, Metazoa, Chordata, Lepidosauria, Squamata, Elapidae. Gene Ontology annotation, biological process: microtubule-based movement.
CUCCUCCCUCGCUCUCGUCCCCGAAGACGGAAGCCUGCGGAAAAGUGAAGAGGAGCGGAGUUGACAACAUGGGGGGCUCCAAAGUGAAGGUGGCGGUGCGGAUCCGACCCAUGAAUAAGAGAGAAAUAGAUCUGCAUACAAAAUGUGUGGUAGAUGUGGAGGCAAACAAAGUUAUUCUUUAUCCUGUGAACACUAACCUUUCAAAAGGAGAUGCUAGGAGCCAACCAAAGGUGUUUGCCUAUGAUCACUGCUUCUGGUCUAUGGAUGAAACUAACAAAGAAAAAUAUGCAGGUCAAGAUAUUGUUUUCAAGUGCCUUGGUGAGAACAUUCUCCAGAAUGCCUUUGAAGGUUACAAUGCGUGCAUUUUCGCCUAUGGACAGACCGGAUCUGGAAAAUCCUACACAAUGAUGGGCACAGCUGAUGAACCUGGAUUAAUACCUCGGCUCUGUAGCAGUCUCUUUGAAAGAGCCCAGCAAGAGGAGAGCGAAGAGCAGAGUUUUAAGGUGGAAGUAUCCUACAUGGAGAUUUAUAAUGAGAAAGUCAGAGAUCUCCUGGACCCAAAGGGGAGCCGUCAAUCUUUAAAAGUCAGAGAGCACAGUGUUUACGGACCUUAUGUAGAUGGUCUUUCAAAACUAGCUGUUGCCAGUUACAAGGACAUAGAGUCUUUGAUGUCUGAAGGCAAUAAAUCUCGUACAGUUGCUGCAACAAACAUGAAUGAAGAGAGUAGUCGAUCCCAUGCUGUUUUCAAAAUUAUCCUCACACACAUAUUGUAUGAUGUAAAAUCAGGGACCUCUGGUGAGAAAGUAGGCAAGUUGAGCCUGGUUGACCUGGCAGGCAGUGAAAGAGCAACCAAGACAGGAGCUGCAGGCGACAGGUUGAAGGAAGGAAGCAACAUCAACAAAUCUCUCACAACUCUUGGGUUGGUCAUUUCAGCCCUGGCAGAUCAAGCUGCUGGAAAAAAUAAGAACAAGUUUGUUCCUUAUCGUGACUCAGUGCUCACCUGGCUGCUCAAAGAUAGCCUUGGUGGCAAUAGUAAGACUGCAAUGGUUGCUACUGUCAGUCCAGCGGCAGAUAAUUACGAUGAGAUACUUUCUACCUUGAGGUAUGCAGACCGAGCCAAGAACAUUGUGAACCAUGCUGUGGUCAAUGAAGAUCCCAAUGCCCGAAUCAUCCGGGAACUGAGGGAGGAAGUAGAAAAACUCAGGGAACAGCUUACCAAAGCAGAGGCUAUGAAAUCUCCAGAAUUAAAAGAUCGUUUGGAAGAGUCUGAAAAACUUAUUCAGGAGAUGACAGUAACCUGGGAAGAGAAGCUCAGGAAGACAGAGGAAAUUGCACAGGAACGGCAGAAACAACUGGAAAGCCUCGGCAUCUCUCUUCAGUCAUCUGGGAUCAAAGUGGGUGAUAACAAGUGUUUUCUGGUGAAUUUGAAUGCUGACCCUGCACUCAAUGAACUUUUGGUCUACUAUUUAAAGGAGCACACACUCGUUGGAUCUGAUAAUUCUCAAGACAUACAGCUCUGUGGAUUGGGGAUUCUUCCUGAACAUUGUAUAAUAGAUAUUAUUGGGGAUGGACAAGUCAUGUUGACACCUCAGAAGAAUACUAGGACAUUUGUGAAUGGCACAGCUGUUGUAGGUCCCACACAGCUACACCACGGUGAUAGAAUUUUGUGGGGAAACAAUCACUUUUUCCGGCUGAAUUUGCCCAAAAAGAAAAAGAAAGUAGAAGCAGAGGAUGAAGACAAAGAUAGUUCAAUGAAAGGAAGCAACAGCUCUGAGCAGCUGGAUUUAGAUGGAGACAGUUCCAGCGAGGUAUCCAGUGAAAUCAGCUUCAACUAUGAAUAUGCCCAGAUGGAAGUAACCAUGAAAGCUCUUGGAGGAAAUGAUCCAAUGCAGUCCAUUUUACAAAGUCUAGAGCAACAGCACGAAGAGGAGAAACGGUCAGCACUGGAGCGGCAGCGACUCAUGUACGAGCAUGAACUAGAACAGCUCCGGAGACGCCUGUCUCCAGAGAAGCAGCAUUUCCGCACCAUGGACAGGUUUUCCUUCCAUUCUCCCAAUGCACAGCAACGUUUACGCCAGUGGGCGGAAGAGAGAGAAGAGAUGCUCAACCACAGUCUAAGGAAACUGAGAGAGCAGAUUAUGAAGGCCAACCUGUAUGUUAGAGAAGCCAACUUCAUUGUAGAAGAGAUGGACAAAAGGACUGAAUACAAGGUUACCCUCCAAAUCCCAGCCUCAAGCCUUAAUGCAAACAAAAAGCGGGGUGCAAUACUUAGUGAGCCAGCCAUUCAGGUGAGACGAAAAGGGAAAGGCAAACAAAUCUGGUCCCUGGAGAAACUGGAGAACCGGUUGGUAGAUAUGCGAGACCUCUAUCAAGAAUGGAAAGACUGCGAAGAAGACAACCUGGUUAUGAGGUCUUAUUUUCGGCGAGCAGAUCCUUUUUAUGAUGAGCAAAAGAACCACAGCCUCAUUGGAGUUGCCAAUGUCUUCCUUGAGUGUCUCUUUUAUGACGUGAAGCUGCAAUACGCUGUGCCCAUCAUCAAUCAGAAAGGAGAGAUAGCAGGUCGCCUGCAUGUUGAAGUGGUACGUGUGAGCGGAGACAUCGGGGAGAGAAUUGCAGGAGGCGAUGACAGUUUGGAGGGCUGCUUUGAGAAUGAUCUCCAGGAACACAAGUUAGUGUGCAUGAUUAAAAUUCUUCAAGCUACUGGUUUGCCUCAGCAUCUCUCCAAUUUUGUGUUCUGCAAGUAUUCUUUCUGGGACCAGCUGGAACCUGUGGUGGUUGCCCCUGAAAUGGAUCCUUUUUUGUCUCCCGUCAGCAAGGAGCCACAGUGCAUGGUUGUCUUUGACCAUUGCAAUGAAUUCUCUGUCAAUAUCACUGAAGAUUUUAUGGAAUAUCUUUCUGAUGGUGCCCUAGCUAUUGAAGUAUACGGGCACAAGCACUGUGAUUCUCGCAAAAUCCCAGCACUGUGGGAUUUAGGAAUAAUUCAAGCCAAAACAAGAAGCCUCCGAGACAGGUGGAGUGAGGUCACUCGCAAAGUGGAGCUAUGGGUUCAGAUUCUGGAACUCAAUGAGAAUGGAGAAUACUGUCCAGUAGAAGUAACUCCAGCAAAGGAUGUACAUUCAGGUGGCAUUUUUCAGCUCAAGCAGGGACAGUCACACCGAAUCCAAGUGGAAGUGAAAUCUGUGCAAGAAUCAGGAACAUUGCCUCUCGUGGAAGAAUCCAUCGUAUCUGUAGCAGUGGGCUGUGUGCAGAUCAGAAAUAUCAAGUCACCAAAAAGUCAUGAGAAUUAUCAGGAGGAAGAUGAUGACAUGGACAGCUAUCAGGACAGAGAUCUAGAAAGGCUGCGCAGGAAAUGGUUAAAUGCUCUUACAAAACGCCAAGAGUAUCUAGAUCAACAACUGCAGAAACUUGUGGGAAAGCCUGACAAAUCAGAAGAUGAUGUUGAUCGGGAAGCUCAACUGUUAGAGAUGAGGUUGACCCUUACAGAAGAGAGGAAUGCUGUAAUGGUGCCAUCUGCUGGCAGUGGGAUCCCUGGAGCACCUGCUGAGUGGACACCUGUGCCUGGUAUGGAGACACACAUUCCAGUCAUUUUCCUUGAUUUAAAUGCAGAUGACUUCAGCUCUCAGGAUAAUCUUGAUGAGCCAGAAGCUGGUGGCUGGGAUGCUACCCUUGUUGCUGAAGAUGAAGAUGAAUUCUUUGAGUUACAGAUUGUAAAGCACCACGAGAGUGAGGUAAAAGCUGAAGCUUCCUGGGAUUCCACAGUUCACAACUGUGCACAGCUUAGCAGAGGAACAAUGGCUGAACAGAGAGUCUUCCUGAUUGUGAGAGUUGCAGUACAGCUCAGCCAUCCAGCAGAAAUGCAGCUUGUCCUUCGUAAGCGGAUCUGUGUCAAUGUUUAUGGCAAACAGGGUUUUGCUCAGAGUUUCCUGAGAAGAAUGUCUUACCGGAGUUCUGUACCUGGCUGUGGAAUCACCUUUGAAAUUGUUUCAAAUAUCCCAGAGGAUGCUCAGGGGGCAGAGGAACGUGAGGCAUUAGCAAGAAUGGCGGCCAAUGUUGAAGACGCAGCUUCUGCUGCUUCAGAAGUCCAUAUAGAAAAAUACCUUAGAAGUGUGUUGGCUGUAGAAAACAUCCUUACUCUUGAUCGGUUGCGCCAGGAGGUUGCUGUGAAGGAACAGCUAACAGGCAAGGGAAAACUUUAUCGGAAGAGUCUCAGUUCACCAAAUGUCAAUCGACUAUCAGGAAGCCGCCAAGAUCUAAAUCCAUCAUACAGCCUUGCUUCUUACAAAAGUCGAUGGGAAAGCCAGCAAGAUAUUUCUCAGAUUUCAACAGAAUCCAGGUCCAGUGCAAGUCUCCAUGGGUCAACUCACCAAAAUGGUUCUACAGACCAAGGACUCAGUAGUCUGGCUGCCUCUUACUUGAAUCCAGUGAAGUCCCUCAUGCCUCAGAUGCCAAAGUUGCUCAAAUCUCUGUUUCCUGUUAGAGAUGAAAAAAAGGGCAGGCAGACCUCUCUCCUUGCACAGCAGCCAGUCCCACGAAUUAUGGUUCAGCCUGCCAGGAUUGAUGCCAGUCCCGCAAAAACCCAACAGGUUACCGAGGGACAAGGAAGCAAAGGACCUUUUGAGGUGGCUUUGCAGUUGACAGAGUUGGGGAAGAACCUUGAAAAACCAACCAAAGUGCCUUUACAGCAGUCCACAGUGGACAUCCAAGCACAAGAUUCUCAAGAAGGUCCACCAAGUCCCUUGAGUGAAGCCUCCAGUGGAUACUUCUCUCACAGUGUUUCUACAGCAACCCUUUCUGAAGCACUUGCAUCAGGAAACGACCCCCAUCUUCAACCCAGUAGUCAGACCUCCACCACAAAUGAUGCCCCCUCAAUUUCAAAAACUCCUAAGGUGGUGUCUUCAACAGAUAAUCCUAUAAAAUCAUGUUCUGAUUUAGCUUCUCAAUGUUGCCAUUCUCUUCCAAAGAGGGAUCCAGUUCUCCCUGGCCUUAAAGAUGAUCAAAUAGACAAUGAGAAAAUGAGCUAUAAUGGCAACUUAAAAUCAAGAUCUGUUGAUUCUGCUAUUGCUCUAAAUGAUGAUCAGGUUUCUCCCUCCCUAGUUACUGAAGAUACACAUUGCUGUUCUAUCUCUCCUAAUAAGAAACAAAUACAAUUGACACAGACAACCAUCUUAUUACCAUCAGAGAGCCCUCCUUCUGUCCCAAAGGAGGUUCCCAUUUAUAAAACAGGACCUUCAAAAUCUCCAGCUACGGUUGACCUGCCUUCUCAGUCCAGCACUACAACUUCUCCCUUCAAAAUCCAAAGAGUACGAACAUCAGAACUCAAGUCCUUCUCCAGUAUGUUGAGUGGGGAUCCGGGAGCUUCUUUGUGUUCAGAGGAAGAAAAGAGCAGACAGAAUUCAGAAGACUCAGAAGACCAGAACAACAGCGUAGAUGCUGGUUCUGAAGAGAAGUUGGAUGCAGCAGCAUCUGACUCAGAAGAAACCAAUGAAAUCCCAGACUGGCUGAAAGAAGGCGAAUAUGUAACUGUUGGCACGAAUAAAAUAGGCACUGUGAGAUAUGUUGGUCCAACAGACUUCCAGGAGGGAACCUGGGUUGGAGUUGAGUUGGAUUUGCCAUCAGGUAAGAACGAUGGUUCAAUUGGAGGCCGGCAGUACUUCAAAUGCAAUCCAGGCUAUGGGCUCCUUGUGAAGCCAAGUCGAGUCAAAAGAGCUACAGGUUCUGCAAGGCGGCGGAGUGCUGGAAUGAAACUACAGGGCACAACUGGGACCGCAACUGAGCACCGGCGGAGUGGCACCUUCUCAGGCUCUGCCUCCAACUUGGCUUCUUUGACUGCUUUAGCCAAGACAGAAGGAGGAUCAGUUCCACGGACUGAGAAAAGUAAAAAGAAUGCAGAAAACAGGAAAUCAUGGGCUACUUGAGAGCAUCUCCCAAAGGGCAUGUCUGCCUGGCUCGCAACACUACUGUGUGAAACUGACCCUUCCUUCCUUCCUUCCCUUCCUUCCCUUCCCUUCCCUUCCCUUCCCUUUCCUUUCCUUUCCUUUCCUUUCCUUUCCUUUCCUUUCCUUCCUUUCCUUCUUUCCUGAAUGGCCUUUCUUUGCACUACUAAGCCAGUUGGAGGAGAUGGUUGAUGUGUGUCAGAGUAUAUGAGUAUUCUGGAUUUCUUUUACUGAAAUUUGUUGGUCUUUGUCAUGAUGGAGUAACAUUAGGCUCUUGAUGCAAAUGGUGACCUUUCCCAGUGUGUUUUUCCAAAUCUCUCCUUUCAUUCCCCAGCCAUUCAAAGGAAGUCUUCUAUAAGAGAUGUUGGCAGGGCUUAUUUUCUUAGAAAGACUGCCAAAUGCUGCUUACUAGCAAAAUGUUGCCCUUCCAAGUCUCAUCAUUAAACCACAGUGAACCAAUGAGAAUCAUAGAAUUUGGCAGAUCACAGCCUAUUGGAAAAAGUGCCUGUCUUUAAGACUUCUUUUAUGAUCUUUAAACUGUUCUUGUUGAUAUCAGUGGGGAAAUAUUGUCCCUCGUUCUACUGGAAUGACGAUUGGGGACUAGCAUACAUGCACAUUGCUUUUCUUUUCUUUUAAAAUUCUCAAUCCAAUCUGUGAUUACAGUCUAACAUAUCUGACCUUUUCCAUUUAAAUGGAAGAGUAAAUAGUGCAUUUUUUUUCUUCUAGUGGUUUAUUAUUAUGGUUGGCUACACAGUCAGACAGAGGUUUAGAUCGGAUUUGGCUUUUUUAUCAACCUAUCAUGUCCUUCCCCAAGGACCUUGGGCAGGCAGAUGUUAUUGUUUCAUGUUAAAGGUUUUAUUACUAUUAUUAUUAUUAUUAUUAUUUUCAGCAUUCCCUUCAGUGCUGUUGUAUUUAUAAAGUAAACCUCAGCAUUUGGCAUUCUUUGCCUUUGUUUUAAGUAACAUAACACAAAGAGGGAAUUCAAAGCCCUAGAGGUAAGGUGGGCCUUCCUUACGAUCUGGAUUUUCACUAGUGAUAAACCUGGUUAAACUAUGUGUGUCCAUGUUGCUAGAGCUAUAUAUUUAUUUGUUAUUUAUUGUUUUCUUUUUAAAGAGAAGCGUAGGGAAUCCCUUGCGACUUACAAUCAACCCACUGCCUACCGUUGCACAGAAACACACACGGUUCAGGGUAAUCAUCUUCUUUCCAUAUACUCACCCUGUCUUCCUCCCAUGGAAGAAGAGGGGGUGAAUUCAAAAUGAAUAUACGUUUUUUGUGCCUGCAGGAUUUUGAGGUCACAACUUGAAUGCUGUGCAUAAUUUCCAUGGGUGCAAUUGGAUCUUAUCUGCAGAACUUUUAACCAGCAAUGGCUUCUCCAUGGCUUGAAAAUCUCUGUUGGAUAAGUCCCACCAGGGAGAUAAAAUUAGCUUUGUUGCCCAGAUAGAAAGAGGUUUAGCUAUUUUUAAAAUGAGGGUAAAUAGCUCAGGGGUGAAUCAGAUGCUUUGCCUGCAGCAGGUUCCAGGUUGAAGCCAGCUACGGAGAGCGCUGAGAAAGGUCCUUGCUCAACAAAGACUCAGGAGAACAAUUGCCGGGAAGCUGUGUUACAUGGGCCAGGGGUUUGGCCUUGGAUAAUCUGGCUUCUGAUGCUCCUUUGGAAGAAGGCAGGAAUAUCCAAAGUAAAAUGGUUGGGAAUUGAGCAGAGGGAUUUUAUGGAGGAUAUUAGGCAAUGGCAGACGUGCCUAAAUGAUGCCAAUGAGAGGAAAAAUCUUUCAGCUCCACAGUUGCCACCAAAAGAUAACAGAGACUGAGAAGGAGAGCUGCUGGACUAUUCUAAGGGCUUGCUUUGUAGCAUAUAAAUUCCCAUGACCUAUAUUUUUAUAUCCUCCUUCCAUAUGCUGCUAAUAGACUCUCUUUGUACUGGUGAGCUUAAGGAAAUUGAUCUAACUAUUACAUCUUAAAUGACUUCCUUCUGUACUAAUCUGAUUUUCUAACUGAAGAAAACUGUUUUACAAUUAAAGCUGCUGCUAAGGAGAAUGAAGAAAUUGGUAGCAGCACUUAGCAGUUUCCAUUUUCUCACUUGCUUUGUGUAUAUAUUUUAUGGUUGUAGAACAUUUACAUGAUUUCAAGUGGUCUUUUUUUUUCAACAAGAAAGACGAUUUCGAAAUCUUAAAAGACCUUCCUGCCAAUCCAGGCAGGAUGAAAUUACAUUGAAGCCUUGUUAAAAUCAAUGCACUAAUAAUGUUCUUAGAUUUCUGCCCUCCUUCAGGACUGCUUUAUUGGGUGGGUGACAAACACUAGAAGAAUGGCCAAACACUGUCCUGCUUACAACUAUAACUUGGAUGGCUACUUUCUGUUUAACUGCCUACUAUUGAAUUUUAAUUUUUUUAAUCAUUUUUAUUAAAAGUUUUACAAAGGAUAUAAAAAUGAACAACUAAUAAAAAUAAAAAGAGGAAAAGGUAGAUAAAAAAAGACAAAAAG